Molecule: messenger RNA, 1622 nt
Organism: Microplitis mediator
Lineage: Eukaryota; Metazoa; Arthropoda; Insecta; Hymenoptera; Braconidae
Product: odorant receptor 13a-like
Exons: 7
Coding region: 357-1538 (393 amino acids)
Biological process (GO): sensory perception of smell; detection of chemical stimulus involved in sensory perception of smell
Cellular component (GO): plasma membrane
Molecular function (GO): olfactory receptor activity; odorant binding
Source: RefSeq, a predicted model, not a curated record
UCCAAAACAAAAAUAAUAAUGAUAUUAAUUUUGAAAAAAUAUUAUCGAAUAUUGACGAGCUAUAAGCUCUGAAAUGUUUGCUGAAUGCGCAUCAUGCGGAUCGAAUUUAAUAUAAAAGUUGCCAAGGGAAAGUAUAUCUUUGCACUGGCGAGCACAUCAGGAACCUACAGCCAAAGUUAUUUUAGUUUGCAUAAAAUAUUUAUAAUGCGAUUACAAAGUAAAGUUGCAUAAAAUUAUCCCGUCAUUAUAGUUUAAACAUCUCUCUUCUUAUAUUUCCGAAGUAAAGUUUACUUCGGAAGUUGUCGCAAUGUAUUUCCCACUAUUUUUCCACCGUCCGUCAAACAAAUCAGACAUACAUGGAAGUGCACAGCCGCGACCAACGGGACCUGGAUAAGGGCGCAAGAGUGUUCACUUGGGCGCGAUUAAUGUCCAAGUGUAUCGGGGUGUGGCCUUUAGAACCAAAUUAUCAUCUCUUUAACAUAUGUUUUUUUUAUUUUACUUAUAUUAUGAUUACCGAGUACAUUAAUUUAUAUUACUGCCUUCCGAAUUUCAAAAAAGUCCUCGGCAAUCUUGUUGAGAAUUUAGCAUUCACGCAUAUGUAUGUACGGACACUGAUGUUGAGGGUUCAUAUUAAUAAAUUACGUUACAUAAUUUCUGAAUCAUUGAAAGACUAUCAUGCCAGUGCGUAUCAAAAUUCCGAAGAAGUUAAUGAGUUUUUGAUUUACGUAAGAAAAGGUAAAUUUUUCGUUAAAGCCGCUGGUAUUUUCGUCAUAUCAACAGCAACUUCUUGGUACAUUCGUCCGAUAACAUCUCCUUCCCUUCCUAACAAUGAAACAGCUGUGUUCACAUAUAUUUUACCAUAUAAAUUUCAUAUUUUCUAUAAAAUAAGUAACUAUCGUACUUACGUACUGACGUAUCUUUCACAUGCUCCCUUCGCUAUUAUCAGUGGAGUAGGUGCGGUAACGUCGGCUUGGAUAUUAAUUAUGCUCUCGUUUCAUGUCACCGGUAGGCUCGCGAUUUUAGCGAAGAGAAUUAAUUCAUUGAAAGAUAAAAAUGGCGGAUACAGAAAUCACCUUGACGAAAUUAUUUUCGAACACAGUAGACUUUUGGAAAUGGGGGAAGGGAUAAAAAGUUCUUAUGCUAUAGCACUGUUGAUAUAUUUUGUCAAUGGUACGAUAUUAUUAUGUAUUAUCGGAUAUCAAAUACUUGUGACAAUUACUUUGGGAGUGAAGCAUAAUUUGAUGCCGUAUUUUGUAUUUAUACUGACGGUUUAUCUUGUCAUUAGUAUUUUCUGUAUUCUCAGUGAAAAUCUUCUCGCGCAGAGUAAUAAAGUUAGCGAAGCAUUUUGGAGCUGCGAGUGGUACAAAAUGCCGCAGGAUUGUGUUAAAGACAUAACAUUUUGCAUACUACGAUCGCAAAAGACACUUGGGUUGACGGCAGGAGCUUUCUUAACAUUUAGCAACAGUACAUUGACGGAUGUAACGAAAACAGCCAUGGGGUAUUUGUCAAUACUAAGGAAUUUUCUGAUUGUGGAAUAAUUUCGUCAAACAGAAAAAACAAAAUUACGAAAGACAAACAAAAAAAUUUGUAAAAAUUAAUACGUAUAGUAUAAUUUAAUAAAA